This is a messenger RNA of Yamadazyma tenuis ATCC 10573, 1776 nucleotides long. RefSeq lists its product as uncharacterized. Gene Ontology annotation, molecular function: carbohydrate:proton symporter activity. Gene Ontology annotation, cellular component: membrane. The record is from RefSeq and is a predicted model, not a curated record. Gene Ontology annotation, biological process: carbohydrate transport; transmembrane transport. Lineage: Eukaryota; Fungi; Ascomycota; Pichiomycetes; Serinales; Debaryomycetaceae.
AUGUCUGACGUCGAGUCUAUCAAACCCGAAGUCUCUCACGAUGAAUUAGCUGAUCUUAGAAAAGAGGUGGAGGCUACUGCUGACCUCAACAACCCCGACGCAUCGCUUCAAAAGUUACUUGCCAGACACCCAGUUUCUGAGUUUUCCAAGACUCGCAUCAAGCUUUACGUCUUGUGUGUGUGCCUCUAUUUGUGUCCUACCAUGAAUGGAUACGAUGGAAGUCUUGCCACUUCCAUCUCCACUUUGCCGCUGUUUCUUGACUAUUUCAACUUGCACAACUCGCCUGCCUCAACUGGGUUGUUUUUCGCCAUCUACCCUAUUGCAGCCAUGGCGCUGACACCGUUCAUUCCACUUCUCUGUGACGGAAUUGGAAGAGUCAAAACCAUCAUUAUUGGCCUUCUGAUUCUUUGUGUGGGGGCCAUUGUGUCGGCUACCGUCAAAACGUUGAACCUCUUGAUUUUUGCCCGGUUUCUCUUGAGUUUUGGGGCUAAUAUCGCCAGUCUGGCCGCACCCAUGCUUCUUAUGGAAACCCUUCCUCCCAACCGGAAAUCAAUGGGGCUUUUCUUCAACACCUUCUACUAUGUGGGUUCUAUCGUGUGUACGUGGGCUAGUUACGGUACGCUGAUUGCUUAUGACGACGAAAAACAGUUCAAAAUCCCCUUGUGGUUGCAACUCUUGUGUCCAGGUAUCUGCCUUUUGUUUGUGUGGAUGUACCCUGAAAGCCCACGGUACCUCUACUCGAAGAACCGUAUCGACGAUUGUCGCCAGUUUCUCAUCAAAUACCACGCGGGCGGUGACCCCAACCACCCGAUCGUGUUGGCCGAGCUCAACCAAAUCGCCCAGUCGUUCGAAGUCCUGGGCUUGCUCAAACCUCGGGACUACUUUGACUUCAGUGGGUUCUUGAGGACUCGCCUGAGACGCCACCGCUCGUUAUUGGUGGUGGUGUGGUCUUGGUUCAACCAGUUCAGUGGAAACCAAGUCAUUUCCUAUUAUAUGACGACGUUAUUCUUGAAUCUUGGAAUCAAAAAUGCCACCACUCGUCUUCUUUUGACGGCCGUCAACUCGAUCAUAUGUUUCUUGUUUGCAAGUGCUGGGGCCUUUGCCAUGGAAAGGAUCGGAAGACGGCCGGCCUUGCUCUAUGCCAACACCGGGUUUAUUAUUUCCUUCAUCGCCUUGGCGGUGUCUACCAAGAAGUUUGAUGAUGAUAACGAUAAUAAGCAGGCGGCGGCGGCUGGAAUCGCCUUUAUCUACAUUUUCCAGGCGGUGUUCUUCUCGUUUGCAAUGACACCAUUACAGCCCACUUACCCAUCGGAGAUUCUUUCCAAUGACAUGAGGGCUCGGGGGAUGGCGAUGUACAUGUUCAUCUCUAAUGCUGCUUCCACCUUGAACUUGUAUACAGCGCCAUUGGCGAUGCAGAAUAUCACAUACUGGUACUACGUGUUCUAUGUGUUUUGGGAUACUUUCCAGUUGGUGGUGGUGUACUUUUUGUUUGUGGAGACCAGUAACUUGACAUUAGAGGAAAUCGAGCAUGUUUUCGAUACGUCAAAUGCUGUGAAGGAGAGUGUGAGGCUCUCGAAGAAGGCAAAAAGUUCUAAAAAAGGUGGGUACGCUGAUGAAGAAAAUGUUAAGGAGGAUGUUAAGGAGGAUGCUAAGGAAGAAGUUGGAGUAUAAGCACCGUUGUGCUGGAACGUUUUACAAUAUUUAGGGCGACUGACGCCAAUCUGUACUCGCCUAUGAGGUUGGCUUUAUAGGUUCUGUGAUAAUCCCACGUAUACU